CCCAAAAUUGAGUAUAAAGACCUUAUAAGAACGGCGACACUUAUACUACCCAACGGCACUACUUCACGGCCACCUAGUAGAUCUACGCUCUACCGUAUGCUCCGCCGUCGUAAUAUAGGCAAAUACCGCUGUAAAAAGCGUCCAAAACUAACGCCGCAACACGCUCGC
Molecule: messenger RNA, 168 nt
Organism: Bipolaris zeicola 26-R-13
Lineage: Eukaryota; Fungi; Ascomycota; Dothideomycetes; Pleosporales; Pleosporaceae
Exons: 1
Source: RefSeq, a predicted model, not a curated record